This is a messenger RNA of Phodopus roborovskii (desert hamster), 1820 nucleotides long. RefSeq names its product cytochrome P450 2J3. The record is from RefSeq and is a predicted model, not a curated record. NCBI's taxonomy places the organism in Eukaryota, Metazoa, Chordata, Mammalia, Rodentia, Cricetidae. Gene Ontology annotation, molecular function: oxidoreductase activity, acting on paired donors, with incorporation or reduction of molecular oxygen, reduced flavin or flavoprotein as one donor, and incorporation of one atom of oxygen; iron ion binding; heme binding. Gene Ontology annotation, cellular component: cytoplasm; intracellular membrane-bounded organelle. The coding region runs from base 16 to 1524 and encodes 502 amino acids. The transcript has 9 exons. Gene Ontology annotation, biological process: xenobiotic metabolic process.
GCUGGGAUUCCAGCCAUGCUUGCAGCUGCGAGCUCCCUGGCGGCCGCCAUCUGGGCAGUGCUCCAUCUCCGGACUCUGUUGCUGGCUGCUGUCACCUUCUUGUUCCUGGCUGACUACCUCAAAAGCCGGCGCCCCAAGAACUACCCUCCGGGGCCGCGACGCCUGCCUUUCGUGGGCAAUAUAUUGCAGAUGGAUUUGGAACAGCCGCACCUGGCGGUCCAACGGUUUGUGAAGAAGUAUGGGAAUGUUAUCAGUCUGGAUUUUGGAAUUGUGUCUUCAGUGAUUAUAAGUAGUCUGCCUUUAAUCAAAGAAGCCUUUACUCACCUGGAUGAAAACUUUAUGAGUCGCCCUAAAUUUCCUAUACAAAAACAUAUCUUUAAUGAAAAUGGGUUGGUCUUCUCCAGCGGCCAGACAUGGAAGGAGCAAAGAAGGUUCGCUCUGAUGACACUGAGGAACUUUGGGUUAGGAAAGAAGAGCCUAGAGCAGCGCAUACAGGAGGAAGCCAGACACCUUGUGGAGGCCAUAAAAGAGGAGGGAGGACAACCUUUUGACCCUCACUUCAAGAUCAACAAUGCUGUUUCCAAUAUCAUUUGCUCUGUCACUUUUGGUGAGCGUUUUGAGUACCAUGACAGUCAGUUUCAGGAGCUGCUGAAGCUACUGGAUAAGGCCAUGUAUUUGGGUUCCUCAAUAAUGGUCCAUUUCUAUAACAUCUUCCCAUGGAUAAUGAAACAUCUUCCUGGACAACACCAAACAACGAUAGCUACCUGGAGAACACUGAAAUCAUAUAUUUCUGAUAUUAUUGACAAUCACCGCAAAGACUGGGACCCUGAUGAGCCAAGAGACUUCAUUGAUGCUUUCCUCAAGGAAAUGACAAAGUACCCAGGCAAGACUACUACAAGUUUCAAUGAAGAAAACCUCAUCUGCAGCACUCUGGACCUCUUCCUCGCUGGAACAGAGACAACAUCUACAACACUGCGCUGGGCUCUGCUCUACAUGGCCCUCUACCCAGAAGUCCAAGAAAAAGUACAGGCUGAAAUUGACACAGUGAUUGGUCAGGAGAAACAGCCCAGCCUGACUGACAGAGACUCCAUGCCCUACACCAAUGCUGUUGUCCACGAGGUACAGAGAAUGGGAAAUAUCAUCCCUCUGAAUGUUCCCAGGGAAGUGACAGCUGACACUACAUUGGCUGGAUUCCACCUGCCGAAGGGGUCUGUACUCCAUAUCAAUUUGACUUCUCUGCACAUGGACCCCAAAGAAUGGGCAACCCCAGACAUCUUCAAUCCAGAACACUUUUUAGAGAAUGGACAGUUUAAGAAGAGAGAAUCUUUUCUGCCGUUCUCAAUGGGAAAGCGAGCUUGCAUUGGAGAGCAAUUGGCCAGGUCUGAGCUAUUUAUUUUCUUCACUGCUCUUGUGCAAAAAUUUACCUUCAAGCCGCCAGCCAAUGAGAAGCUGAGCCUGAAGUCCAGAGUGGGUAUCACCAUUUCCCCAGUCAGCCACCACCUCUGCGCUGUCCCUAGACUGUGAUGUCAGAGACAGAACAAGAAAGAAGGGCAAAAAAAAAAAAAAAACUGAGGGAUCCUCUGAGCCACUGGGCCCACCCACACAUGAAGGAAGAGAUGGAUGAUAACUGAGGAAAGAUGAUGGGAGGAUUAUGCUAAAGUCAUUGGAUCCAUGUCCUGGAUGCUGUGACCUCUAAAUUGGUGGUGGAUAAAUCACAUAUAUCUUUUCAUCUAAGACUUGCAAAGAGGAUGAUGGUUUCUCCUGUAAAGAAAGUGCUUGUAAACAUGAAAUAGCAUUGGGACCACUGAGUCAUAUCAUAA